CCGAUCUCUGGUCUGCCACCAACCGCUUUGGUUCUGGUCCUGGAGUAACGACGCGGUGGCUGUGUAGAUGACGCGGAGAAGACCUUAGUUGUUGUCGGAAUAAUAUCUCCGGGAGGCGGAGGCUAUCGCAGAUCCGUCGCCGCCGGUCUUUUGUCUCCGUGGCGGGGAAACUCCUUCAGGUCCGCCGUCAUCGGAUCUAGUCUCCGGGGGGUGAAGGCUUCUUCAGCCUUGCGUCGCCGGCUCGUGGCCCUUAUUCUUUAGGGUUUUGUUUCUUUCUUUUCUUCGGUCGGGUUUUUUUGUUUGUUUCUGUGGGUUGGUGUGUUCGUCGGAGGAGAUGGAAGAGCUCCGGCGGAAAGAAUGAGGAUGCAUGCGAUUCCUCUGGCGGGUCCCGGUGGUUAAUGUUGAUGGAGGAGCUCUCGCUACGGCGAUUGAGCCUCUCCGGCUUGAGUGGCCCAAAGUUGGGUGAAAGUAAAGAGGAACGGAGCGAUGGAGCUCCGGUUUGGCCGGGUGGUCCGGUGGUUGGAUCUCCGGCGCCGACGAGUUGAGAUGGUAUGGCGCUAUCCUUGUGACACGUGUUUCUUCGCGGAGGAGGAUCGCGACACGUGUACAAGCGGCCAAAAGUGGGUUUAGUGAGGCGGCAGUAUGCCUUUCCGCCUGCUCCCUAGGGUUUUCUCGUGAUGGGUCCGUAGGGCUUAGCCCAUUAGAAAUUUGGGUGUCCUAUUUGUUGUUGGGCUUAUGUUAUAAUAUUGUACUGGGUUUGGCCCGUUUCUUUUAUAAUAUUAAAUCCCUUUGAUGGAAAAAAAAAAAAGAAGACUUAAGAGUAGAUAAUGAUAUAAGAAAAAUAAUUAAAAUGACGGUAGCGUGGAUAAAACUAGAAGAAAAAAAAAGCGAUAAUAUUAAUAACAAAUACGACCGCACAUAUUAAAAAUAAAUUAAAUGUCGUCCCAAAAACAGAUUCGGACAAUCUUCCAAACUUAUAUUAAUUUCCUCCUUCUUCUUCCUCUGUCUGUGCCACAGAUCUUCCCUUUCCUUCAAUCUACGCUUCUUCUUCUUUUAUCUUUUUGUCAGACAAUAAAAAAAUCAAUAUCAAAAAAUAAAAAACUUGUUUUGUUAAUUGGAAAAGAGAGUGUGAAAAGAACUUGUAGAUUGUCUCAUGUGCUCAUCUUCUUCUUGUUCUUCGCUGUCUUCGUUUCGUGAGCUUCCCAGCAUCAGAUAAAAGCAACGGAAUUAUAAAUAAAUAAAAGAACCCCACAUGCAGCUUUAAGAACAAUCCAAACGAGAGGAGGAGACAUGAUGGAAUCACUAAUUGAAGACGAAGAAUCUCGAUUCUUCGACGCACACGAAGACAUCGCGUCCUGCUCCACCGCAUCUCCACCGUCCAUCUCCGCCUACGACGUCUGGAUCAAGAGUCCAGGAAACGCCGAGGAGCGUCGUGAGAAGUUCUUGCACUGGAUGGGAGUCAACGUGGAGGAGAAGAGAUCAGACAAUGUGGAUCGUUUCUCAGCCUCUGUCAACGAAGCAACAACGGUUUUGCGAUCCGAAGACGAGUUUAGCUCUUGUCGUUGUGAUUCCUCUGUCUUUAGUCCGAGUGAGAAUGUAGAUAGGAUUGUGAAGGAAGUAGAUGUUGAGGAUCUAAGUAAUGAUGAUGAUAUUAGCUCUAGCCUUUGUUCUGGUGGAGAGAUUGAACCUAAGUCGCUAAACGUAAUGAUCUCAGCUUCAGAACAGCGUGAUGUUGGAGGAAUCAUGAAGAGGGUUAAGGAGAAAUGGUUAGCUCGGCUGCAUAAAGCGCGUAGCAAGGAGAAAGGAGAGGAUCAUCAUUCCAGUGAAGCCUUGGUUUCAGGGAGUGGUAGGAUCGAGAGAGUUAAAGUGAAGGAGUACAAGAAAGAGGCCAAGGAGCUUUCAGCUCUAUUCAAGGGUCAGGAGAUACAAGCUCACGAAGGAGCCAUUCUCGCUAUGAAGUUCAGUCCUGAUGGGAGGUACUUAGCAAGUGCGGGUGAAGAUAAAGUUUUGCGUGUUUGGAGCGUUGUUGAAGACGAGAGAUGUGAAGAACAUGACGUUCCUAAGAUGGAUCCCACUUGUAUCUACUUUGAAGUGAGUAAUUUAUCUGAGUUGAGACCUGUGGCUGUGGAAAAAGACGGUGUUAGUGGCGGCUCGUUGAUGAGUCCGAAGAAGACAACGGAGUCAGCUUGUGUUAUUAUCCCUCCGAAGAUCUUUCGUGUGGUUGAUAAGCCUGUGCAUGAGUUUGUUGGGCACAGUGGUGAUAUCCUUGAUGUAUCAUGGUCCAAGAACAAUCGUCUCUUGUCAGCUUCAGCAGACAGUAGUGUUCGGCUUUGGCAGAUUGGUCGUGAGGAUUGUCUUGGAAUCUACUCCCACAGUAACUAUGUUACAUCUGUUCAGUUUAACCCGGUUGAUGAUGACCACUUCAUCACCGGUUCAAUAGAUGGAAAAGUUCGUAUCUGGUCAGCUUCUCGCUACCAAGUUGUGGACUGGGCCGAUGCUAGGGGGAUUGUAACAGCAGUUUGUUACCGCCCAGACGGUCAGGGAGUAAUUAUUGGAACUUUGACGAGCGAGUGUCGCUUCUACAAUGUUACAGGCCAUUGCCUUCAACUCGAUGGUCAUAUAUGUCUGCACAACAAAAAGAAAUCAUCAAAUAAACGAAUAAUCAGCUUUCAGUUUGAUUCCACUGAUCCAAGCAGAGUCAUGGUAGCAUCCGCAGAUUCCCAAGUCAGGAUCAUUAGCGGUCGCAACGUUGUCCACAAAUACAAAGGAUCUCGAAACGCGGGAAAUCAGAUCUCGGCGUCUUUUACCGGAGACGGGAAGCAUAUCAUCUCCGCGUGUGACGACUCCUCCGUCUACAUCUGGAACUGCGUCCCGCACGAUCCCGAGCCUCCGUCUCCUGGCUUCUUCUCCCACACGAAACGAAUUAAGAUCCGAUCCUUCGAGAAAUUCUCCGCCGACGUCUCGGUCGCGAUCCCGUGGUGCGGUUUCUCCUCCCCCGCGAUCUCCGGCGGAUCGGAGCUAUCUCCGUCGCUGUUCUCGUUGGGGAGAGAGUACGUUCUCGAUUCUCCCAAGGGAGCUGCGACUUGGCCGGAGGAGAAGCUGGCGAGCUCGUUUUCUCCGGUGAGGGCGAUCAGAAGAUCGCAUUAUAGAUUUCUCCGGUCGUCGUGCAGGAGAACGGCGGAGUCGUCUCAUCUCUGGGGGUUAGUUAUCGUCACCGGCGGGUGGGAUGGACGGAUCAGAUUGUUUCAUAACUACGGCUUGCCUGUUCCCGUUUGAAAUCCAACGGCUACGAUUCGUUCCUUUUCAAACGUCGCCGUUUUGUAUACCAAGUGUCGUGUGGUGAAGCCAGUUUGAUUUUACAUACGUGGCGAUGUUUAGGAGUGUUGUAUGGGCUGGGCCUAACUCGUUGGCCCGUUUUUUUUGACCCGGUGGUUUGUAGCUGGGUCUCACCAGGUCGGAGCUGAAGCCUUCAGAGGCACAAGAAGGGGAACUCAGAUUUUUGCCUUUUAAAAUCGUAAAGUUAUUAUUAGUAUAAUUAUAAUUUUGCCUUUUUGUAAGUAACAAUAUAUAGGGAACUGUAACUGAGGCCUGUUCUUUUUUCAUGUAAAUACCAUGGUUUUCUCCCCA
This is a messenger RNA of Brassica rapa (field mustard), 3627 nucleotides long. RefSeq lists its product as uncharacterized. NCBI's taxonomy places the organism in Eukaryota, Viridiplantae, Streptophyta, Magnoliopsida, Brassicales, Brassicaceae. The record is from RefSeq and is a predicted model, not a curated record. Gene Ontology annotation, molecular function: protein binding.